UCUCUUAUCAGUCAUCCAAUCGUCAGCACCUGGCGCGUCGUCUCUUCCCAAUACCAAAGAUGAAUUGGAAUUCAUUCGACAACGCCUCGCCGGUCGCAAUCAUAUCGUGCUCGAAGGCGAGGCAGGUACAAAGAGACAGGUGAUGAAAGGAAUGGAAGAGUGCAACUGGCUUCAUUUGGCAUGUCAUGGAAUUCAGGAACCAGAUGAACCAACGAAGAGUGCGCUUCUUCUCCAAGACGGGCACCUUACGCUCGAGGAAAUAAUCAAACUCGACCUUCCUCGAGCCGAGCUUGCGUUCUUAUCCGCUUGUCAAACAACGGCAGGAGACGAGAAUCUGUCGGAAGAAGCGGUUCAUAUCGCAGGUGGGAUGCUUUUGGCUGGAUAUCGGAGUGUGGUGGCGACAAUGUGGUCUAUUCGAGACGAGCUCGCGCCUGUGGUGACGGACGAGUUCUAUAGGCAUGUCAUGGAAGAAGGAAAGCGACCCGACUCUAGGAGGGCGGCGGAGGCAUUACAUCUAGCGGUCCAAAAGCUUCGUCAACGGCCAGGCGUCCAGCUUACGGACUGGAUUCCUUUCGUUCAUCUUGGAGUUUAA
Messenger RNA from Acaulospora colombiana, 592 nucleotides. The record is from the annotation of a GenBank genome assembly. NCBI's taxonomy places the organism in Eukaryota, Fungi, Glomeromycota, Glomeromycetes, Diversisporales, Acaulosporaceae.